CGGAGGUCGUCGUCGACUUGACGGAGCAAAGCUCGGCACGUCUGUCUGUACCUCAAGCCUUCUCCAGCCGUCUUACUGCCUACAAAAAGGCGUCUUUUUCAUCUUUUCUCCCUUUUGCCACUCAUGUUACUUCGACAGAAUCUCUGCCGGUUAUCGACGCCGACAAGCUGGUUUUGCCGGUCGUCGCCUGCAGCUGCAACAAUGCCGCUUCGCGCCAAAGUUACGAAUUCAGCCUUCGGCAGCGUUUCCAGGAUGUCGACUAGUUCCGAAAUUCCCAAAGAGCUUCCUGGAGACGAGCCCGAUGAUGUCUUGUUCAACUCGAUUUACGGCGUCCGGACGAUCGAACUCAACCGACCCAAGAAACUGAAUUCCUUGAACGGAUCGAUGGCGCGGAAAAUAUUACCUAGACUGAAGGAAUGGGAAAAAUCUCAACUUGCAAACGUGAUCAUACUCUCCGGCGCUGGUACUAAGGCUUUAUGUGCUGGAGGUGAUGUGGCUGCUCUGGCGAACGCGAACGAAGAGGGUCCUGAGGGACAACAACGGUCAACGGAUUUCUUUGGGUUGGAGUACAAGCUUGAUCAUGUCAUUGCUACAUACAGCAAGCCAUUCAUUUCCGUGAUGGAUGGAAUCACCAUGGGCGGCGGUGUUGGCCUCAGUGUACAUGCUCCAUUCCGUAUUGCGACCGAACGUACCCUCUUUGCCAUGCCGGAGACGACGAUUGGAUUCUUCCCUGAUGUUGGCGGCUCUUUCUUCCUACCUCGUCUUGACGGUGAAGUUGGAACAUACCUGGCCUUGACCUCGGAGCGCCUCAAGGGCGUCCAGGCACUGUAUGCUGGAAUUGCCACGCAUUAUUUGGACUCGAGUGUCCUGAGCAACCUGACGGCACGUUUAUCCGAACUCGUCUUCAAAGACACUGCGUCUCUUCCCGAGCGCCUGGACCUGGUCAAUAAAACCGUCGCUGAAUUCUCCACCGGUUUACCACAAGAACCUAUUUGGCCCGGUGGGAAUGUCCGCAAGGCGAUUGACCGCUGCUUCAAGUAUGACACGGUUGAGGAGAUCUUCAAGGCACUUGAGACUGAGGAAGAGCAGAAGGAGUGGGCCCAGAAGACACUGGAGACGCUGACCAUCCGGUCUCCGACCUCCCUUCGAGUGACUCUACGUCAGCAGCGUUUGGGCAAGAACUGGGGCAUUGCCGAGACAUUCCAGCGCGAAUACCAAAUCGCAGCGCAUUUCAUGAGACACCAUGAUUUCGUCGAAGGUGUGAAGGCCCGUCUCAUGUCGAAGCCUCCUAGGGAGCCCAAGUGGCAACCGGCUUCUCUCGAGGAGGUCUCCCCUGCAAAGGUCGAUUCGUUCUUCCUGCUGCCCGAGCGUGAGCAACGUCUUGCCCUCCUCAGCGACACCGAUUACAAGAACUAUCCGCAUGCCCAUUAUGCCCUCCCGAGCGAGAAAGAUAUUGAGAAGUUCGUCCGCGAGAAUGCGGUUGAUGCAAAGAAGACAGUAGCAAGCUUUGUUGAGAAAUGGGGCUACAAGGAAGGCGUCCGCGAGAAGGUCGCCGAUGUGCUAAAGAGAAAAACAGUCCAAACAGACAAGGGCUUGGAAUGGGUUUACUAGAAUUGGGGUUUUGUGUUAAAAAUUUGUUAUGUUUCUUCUGUAUACUGAAUUGGACUUAGGAUACGCGUGGAUUGAUGGAAGCCACUCGUUCAUCUUAUAAUUUCAGAUAGAGGCAGUCAUCAUAUGAAUAUAUUAUGUUGUCUCUGUACAACAUGCAACUUCACUCAGUAAUAAGAAUCGGACUUCGGGUGAGACGAGAUUGCCGAAG
This is a messenger RNA of Monascus purpureus, 1819 nucleotides long. NCBI's taxonomy places the organism in Eukaryota, Fungi, Ascomycota, Eurotiomycetes, Eurotiales, Aspergillaceae. The record is from the annotation of a GenBank genome assembly.